UUAACAGGUUAGAAAAUAGAAGAUGGUCAAGAAGAGGCUACAGAUUGGAUUGAUAAAGAUAUCUUAGCAAGUCUGAGUUCAAUUUUAUGCAAUCUAUCUUAUAUCUUUUCAGCGUAUAGUUUUAAUGUCAAGGCUUCUUGACAAAAGUAAUGUUGUUGGUUAACAAGUUUUGUCAAAAUGCGAUUACGCAAAGAACUUUUGUGUGAGUGAGUGGUCUUGUCUUCUUCCUCUCGGCCCGUAAAAACCUCUCGUCGACUAGUUCCUUUUUUUUUUUAACCACCAAUGAAAAAUUAGUUCUUAAAAUAUAUAUAAACAGUAAAAAUAAUAGCCUUGACAAGGUUUUUUUUUUGGUUAAAUAAAAUAUAGUGAUCUUCUUCUUCGUCUUCCCUCAACCAAGAAUUUGUCUGAAACCUAUUCUUUCUCUCCUUCUCUCUCUCUCUCUCUUUCUUUCCAGUUCCUUUCACAAUUAUUUCGAACAUGAAAAUCAAUACCAUCGAGGUUUGAACUCUCUCCGAUCUCGUUCGAUGUUAAAAUUUGUUCUUUGUUAGGGUUUGGCACAUUCACAUAGUUAGAGCAUCUGAAGUUCUAACCGGAAACCAUUCCUCCCGAGAUGGCGACCGUGAAAGGCCUUCUUAAAGGCCUUCGCUACAUUACUCAAAUUUUCGACGAAGAUAAAGACAAGGAUAUGCAGAUCGGGUUCCCUACAGAUGUGAAGCAUGUCGCCCACAUCGGAUCUGACGGUCCCGCAACCAAUAGUACGCCAAGCUGGAUGGGUGACUUCAAACCUCAAGAAAAUGAGAAUGCUCAAGUAGUUUCUCGAGGAGAUGCCAAUAACAACAAUCAAAUAGGAGAAGGAGUUGGAUUACAAGAGUUGUUGCCUCCUCCUGAGAAACCGAAGCAUAAGAAGACGAGGCGUAAAUCCGAGACGGUCUCACAAAGCGGUUCACCACCUAGGCGAAACAGCAGUGCAUCAGCAUCAGAUAUGCAACCUAAACACUCAAGACGUCACCACAGGAGUAGGCACGGGUCGAUAGAUUCAUCGCAUGAUCCAUCAGUUAGGAGGAGGCGUGUUGUCUCGGUUGCCACUGACAUGGAAGGUUCUUACCCUCUUUCAGACGGUUCUUCUACUACUAGAAAGUCUACAACACGUCAUAGGAAGCCGAAAGGAUCAGGAGGUGGAGGAGAGCUAUCGAUGAAAAAGACAAAAGGGAAAACCGAUAAUCCUAUUGUUCAAUCAGUCGAUAAAUGUAAUGAUAGUAUCAGCGACAAAGACUAAAACACACACACAGGAUGGUUUUGGUCACCUAUGUUCCGUGUCAAU
Molecule: messenger RNA, 1321 nt
Organism: Camelina sativa (false flax)
Lineage: Eukaryota; Viridiplantae; Streptophyta; Magnoliopsida; Brassicales; Brassicaceae
Product: CRIB domain-containing protein RIC3-like
Source: RefSeq, a predicted model, not a curated record